Rhineura floridana is the source of this 4862-nucleotide messenger RNA. RefSeq names its product scaffold attachment factor B1-like. Lineage: Eukaryota; Metazoa; Chordata; Lepidosauria; Squamata; Rhineuridae. The record is from RefSeq and is a predicted model, not a curated record. The transcript has 21 exons. Gene Ontology annotation, molecular function: RNA binding; sequence-specific DNA binding. Gene Ontology annotation, biological process: regulation of mRNA processing; regulation of transcription by RNA polymerase II. Gene Ontology annotation, cellular component: nucleus. The coding region runs from base 1771 to 4641 and encodes 956 amino acids.
UUCAGCUCGGCCCGCAGGUCGAUGACCCGCAGGUCGCCCAGCCGCCGCGUCGCCUUCGCCCCGCCGCCGAGGGAAGAAGAAGGAGGAAGAAGCGCCUCGUCUCCGCCGGGAGAUUCGGCGCCCUCAGCAGCUGCUACUCCCGCGGCUGCCAUCGCGACUCAGAGGGAGCGCGGCGGCGUCGCUGCUGUCGCUCUCCUGCAGCGAGAGGCGGCCCGUCCCCGCAGACAAAAUGGCGGGAAGGCCCAGCGCCGUAUGGACAGAAGACAGCGCCGAGAGAGAGGGAGGAAUGGCACUGCGCACGCGCGCCGGACGGGCGACGAGAGAGGGGGAGGAAGGGACGCCGCUCGUUCCUGCCCCUGCCCCCAUCGCGUCAUAGAGCUGGAAGGAGGAGCGCUCCUAGAGCGGCUUACUGGACUUGGUUUCCGGUUUCUAUGUCUUUUCAAUGAGCGGCCUGCAUGGAGUGUGUGAGACGGUUGACCAUAAUUUGUGGGAUUGUUUGCGACGUAGCGCUGAGAGACACAUUUUUAUUGAUUUGUUGGUUGAACAAACGUGGGUGAUGUGGGAGCUCUUCUUAGGGAUUUUGCUUUACGGCCUUCUGUGGUUUCUGCCGCUUGACACUUUUUCCGACAUUGUGGUUUGGCUGGUCUCUUGUGAACGCUGUGUGUGUUUGUGCAGAUGCGGUUCUAUUUUGUCGUCAGUAGGUGGCGGUAAUAGGGCCUAUUUGGCCUUGCUUCGCAAUAAAACUCCAUUGGAAGAAGUGGCCUGCAUAUAUGUCUCUCUCUGUAUACGUGUAUAUGUCCUAGAGGACAGUAUCAGCAUCACUGAGCUUCUGCAUAGGAAGCCUCUCUGAGCAUUCCAUCCUCAAAGCUCUACAACUGCCACCUGGGUAGCAGCAUUUGUGUGUUAGCAGCUGAUGAAGGUGGAAGCCGAAACGUUUUGUUAAUCACAGUUGCGUGCAUAUAUAUUUUUAGGUGAUUAACGGAAUCCUUAUAGGGAUCCAGAGCAAGCUUGGGAGAAGUUCUGUUUGUUGCUUUCAAAACUGUCUGAUAUAGAUAUAUACAUGCAUAUAUACACUUAUGUAUAUAUCCAUGCAGGAGCCAGAGUGGUGUAGUGGUUAAGCUGUUGGACUAGGUUCGAAUCCCCACACAGCCCUGAAGCUCACUGGGUGACCUUGGGCCAGUCACUGCCUCUCAGCCUCAGAGGAAGGCAAUGGGAAACCCCCUCUGAAUACCGUUUACCAUGAAAACCCUAUUCGUAGGGUCGUCCUAAAUCGGAAUCGACUUGAAGGCAGCCCAUCAUCAUCAUCAUAUAUGCAUAACUGUGAUUAGCAAAACAGGUUUUUAUUCUACCAAAAUGUAGCUGCCUUCAUCAGCUGCUAACAUACAAAUGAGGUUACCAAGGUGGCAGUUAUAUGUGUGUGUGUGUGUACAUAUAUGUGUGUGCGUAUAUAACCAAUCUAUUACAACGGCACGCAUAUGUAUAUUAGAAGUGCAAGCUUCCCUGCCUUCCCAAUUGCGCAUGCGCUAGUCCAAACGCUCCCUCCCGCCCUCGGCCGACGAGGUGCGCAUGCGCCGCAGCCGCGCAUGCCUCUUAGCCACUCCCUGCGCGCAGAGCUUCGGCCGCCAUUUUGUGCGUAGCUAGAGAAGUCGCUCUAUCGCGCGCGCGCCGCACAAACUCUUUUAAAAAAACCGACAACUGUCAUUUGUUGCCGUUAUUUUGUAAUUUCGCGGCGGAAAGCCAAGCCAGGGAGACGGGUUUCCUCCUCCUCCGAUGGCAGCGGAGAACCAGGCCGGGCUCGCCGGUGAGGCGACGGUUCCCCUCAGCGGCGGCGGCUCGGAGGGGUCCUUGGGGGCGACGCGGCGGCUGAGCGACCUGCGGGUGAUAGACCUGCGGGCCGAGCUGAAGCGCCGCAGCCUGGACAGCGGCGGCAACAAGAGCGUCCUCCUCGAGCGGCUCAAGAAGGCUGUUGAGGAGGAAGGGGGAGACCCUGAAGAGAUUCCAGUGGUGUCGGAAAUGACUGCCAAGAAGGCGCCCAAGAGGAGCAGCAAAGGGCGUAGACCGGGGGAAGAGGGAGCUGAAGGCAACAGCCUUGAGGAUGACUCCGGAGAUGGGCAGGAGGAUAUUGAAGCAAGUUUGGAUAACUUGCAGGAUAUUGACAUGAUGGAUAUUAGUGUGUUAGAUGAAGCUGAAAUAGAUAACGGCAGUGGUGUAGAUGACUGUGCUGAUAGUAGACUUGACUCCCCCUCUGAUAGUAAAGAAAAUGCUGGUGCAGAAAGGCAAGAACGUCCAGAACAGCUUUCAGGAUGUCCUGUAGAGGCACCUCCAACUUUGUCAGACAUUAAAGAAGAGUCGAGAGAGAUACCAGUAGCCAUGGUGGAAGGCGAAGAUGCCAGAAGCACUCUAGAUCUGGCAUCCUUUGAUGUUACAAAUGUGAAGGAACUUGAAGAAUUUCCGUUGGAAUCAGAAAAUGAGAAAAUGCUCGACAUUUUGGGUGACACUUGUAAAUCUGAUCCCCUUAAAGAAGAAGCUUCUGAAGCAGAGCAGGCACAGGAAGCGAAGAUCUCGUUGCCGGUCAAAACGGAAGCGGAGGAAGAGGAAGACGCGCCGGCCGCUGCCGCCGCCGCCCAAUCGGACGGAGAAGAUCUUUUAGAUACGGACAGCCAGUCAGGCCGGGCUGCGGCCAGGAGCGAGGAGGAGGAAGCGAAGCAUUUAGUGGUAGCCAAAGGGGAGCCGGGCGAAGAGGCAGUAGAGGAAGCUAACCUGGACUCUGACUCUUUAGCGGUAGAGAGGAGGAGUGGUGGAGGAGGAGGAGGAGGAGGAGGUGAGAUUAGCACAGCAGCCCAGACUCUGGAAGCCAGUAGUGAGGAAACUGCGGAGAAGGACGCAGGUUCCCAAGGGGUUAGCCAAGAUGACGAGAAGAUGGAAGCCAAGGCUAAUUGUGAGGAAGAGUCCUCUGCCCAAGAGGGUGGUGAUCAAAACCUGAGCUCUAAUAAGGAUGCAGAGGCCAAAACUGCUUCAAAGGAUGAGAAGGGUCGUGCCAGUAGUAGCUCUGGCAGAAAUCUGUGGGUUAGCGGGCUUUCCUCUUCAACCAGAGCUACUGAUCUGAAGAACCUGUUUAGCAAAUAUGGGAAGGUGAUGGGUGCAAAAGUGGUGACCAACGCACGCAGCCCCGGCGCUCGCUGUUACGGCUUCGUCACCAUGUCUUCGUCCGAAGAAGCGACUAAAUGCAUCAGCCAUCUGCACAGAACGGAACUGCAUGGGAAAAUGAUCUCUGUGGAAAAAGCCAAAAAUGAACCUGCCGGGAAAAAGGCACCCUCGGAGAAGAAGGAGAACGAAGGGAAGAAAGAGAAGGACAGGCGCCAUUCGACAGACUCCAAGUCGGAGAAGUGUCUCAGCCUUAAGAAAGAAGAAAAAACAGAGAAAAGGGAUGACCCCAAAAAGUCAGAAGAGAGGGACGAGAAAGAAGGAAAAGAAACGGAGGAGCAUAAGAAGGGAUCCUCAGACCGUUCGCGAUCGAUUAAAUCAGGAAGCCAAGGAACAGAGCGGACAGUCAUAAUAGAUAAAUCCAAAGGAGAGCCGGUUAUUCGUGUGAAAACCACAACCACGUCGAAAGAGAGAAGCACAAAGAGCCACGACCGCAAGUCGGAGAGCAAAGAGAAACAGGACAUUCUGUCCUUUGACAAAAUCAAAGAGCAGCGGGAACGGGAGCGGCAGAGGCAGCGGGAGCGAGAGAUCCGAGAGACGGAACGGCGGAGGGAGCACGAGCACCGUGAGUGGAAGCAGCACAUCCAGGCCGUCCGGGAGAAGCAGAAGCUCCAGUGGGCGCGUGAGCGGCUCCAGUUCCACAGGCAGCGCCUGGAGCGGGAGCGCCUGGAGCGGGAGCGCCUGGAGCGGGAGCGGCUGCACAUCGAGCACGAGCGGAGGCGGGAGCAGGAGCGCAUCCAGCGGGAGCGGGAGGAGCUGCGGCGGCAGCACGAGCAGCUGCGCUACGAGCAGGAGCGGCGCUCCGCUUUGAGGCGGCCGUAUGAUGCGGAUGGGAGGCGUGACGACUCGUAUUGGCCCGAUGCAAAGCGGGCGGCCCUGGACGAGGGCUACCACUCUGACUUCGGCCGGCAAGAUCGCUUCCACGUUUUUGACCACAGAGAUCGCAGCCGGUAUCAGGACCAUCCAGAGGACAGGAGAGAAAGCUCUAGAACCAUGCCGGAUCGAGAUGGGCAGCACUACCCUGAUGAGCGGCACGGAGGGCCCGAUCGCCACUCGCGGGACAGCUGGGGGAGUUACGGGUCAGAGAGGAGGCUGAGCAAAGGACGUGGCUUACCCCCUCCACAGUCCCGAGACGGGCGCGACUGGGGAGAUCACAGCCGCAAGCUUGAAGGGCAUCAGGAUCGUUCCUGGCAGGGCAGCCUGGAUGGAGGGAUCGUCGGGCUGGAGCACGAAAGGUGGCAAGCUGGUGAGAGAAGCGUCCCUGGCCAGUCGGGAGCAGGUCAUGCAAUAAGCAGAGGAGGAAUGUCAGGGCGUGGAGGGUUUGUGCAGGGUGGUGCCCAGAGCCCAGGGGCACAGGGAGCCAGUCUGCAAGGCGGCUUUCCCAGCCAGGAUAGAACGACCCGAGGCAGUGACCCUCGUUUCACCCGGCGCUAUUAGAAGACCUUUUGCUCCUGUUUCCUGCUCAUCGUCUGGAACUUUUCCCGGCUAACACAGAAAAACCACGGCGCCCUCUCAUAGCUUGCAUACGAUGUGAACUCAAGUGUGUGUUGUUGUUUUUAUUGCACCCCCCCCACUAUGUUCUUUUCUGGACACCACUCAGUUGUUUCGGAGGAAACAUUCCAUUUUCCCAUGAACAAUAAAUCUGUAUUGCGCUUGUG